Molecule: messenger RNA, 930 nt
Organism: Penicillium coprophilum
Lineage: Eukaryota; Fungi; Ascomycota; Eurotiomycetes; Eurotiales; Aspergillaceae
Product: DUF1769 domain-containing protein
Exons: 3
Coding region: 1-930 (309 amino acids)
Source: RefSeq, a predicted model, not a curated record
AUGGUGACCCAAGGUGCCAACGCAAACAAGCACCGCUUAAAGGUAACGGCAGGUGCAGAUUACAACCCCAAAACGCAUCAUCAAGUGGUACCUGUAAAUGGCGAGACGGUGCGAAUUGAGAACGAACACGCUAUUGUGAGUCUCUGCGUACGGAUUAAAGAUUAUACAGGCUAUCCCGAAAAUUCACCAUCCACAUGUCCAUAUUUCGACCAUCCUCUGCAUAAGAGAGACCUAUAUUCUAUAUGCUUCUCAAUCAUUUUCAAAGAGCCGGUGAACGGCAACAAUCUCUUCUUUGGCAAUGACUUUGAUCAUCCAAUUCGUGACAUCCUACCCCCAGGAUUCAACGCAGCACUACGGAUAGUCAAGUGGACGCUUGACCCUAGCCUAGACGGCGAUGUCUACGCUGAUGAGCCGUAUCUGUACAGCCCGGCAUUGGCCUCGUGGGACCAGUUCCGUAUUGGAGAUAAGAUGCAGAAAACAGACGAAGUGCCAACGCUCCAUGAUGAGAUUAUUGAAGAAGGCUCUUAUAGUGAAGCUGCUGCCGAUGUGCGUCGGCAAUUUAAUAUCCCUGAUACAGUCGAGGAGCGCAGAAAGCAUUUCCAGGAUGAGGCAAAUAGGAAGGAUUUCAACUUUGAGCCUGGGAGGAUGUAUUCUGUUGAUUUUGGCAAUCCUUAUUUGGCAUUUAAUGAUUUCUCUGUCCGCCUCCCUGGAUUCACUUUGCCCAUUAUGAAGUAUGUGGAUGAGAAUAACCAUGAGUUGCGAUACACGCUCAAGGAAGUCUCAACCGGACGGGUGUAUCUUGCUGUGGUGUUCUCGGUGGUCCUGUGCGAAACGGAAGACAAGAAGGACGACACCAAGAGCGAGCAACGCGACGAGAGUCUUGGGAAGUUUGAUUGGGAGGCGGAGCCAUCGUCUGGCGAUGUUGAGUGA